UAGACAGCACUUAUUUGGACGUACAUCAAGGUUCGAUUAGUUGGAGAAUUCUGGACUACAUAGAAAUAAUACUGCCUGACUGAAGUAUAGGAAAAUAACAGCUGCAUCCUCGUCAAAGCUUUUCACCUUUUGCUACCUUGGGAUGGCAAAAACAACUAAAUCUGAUGUGGAGGAGAGACCUCAGUGGGACAACAAGGUUCAGUACCUGUUGACAUGUAUUGGCUUUGCAGUGGGACUUGGAAAUGUUUGGCGUUUUCCAUACUUGUGCCAAAUCUAUGGAGGAGGUGCAUUCCUCAUCCCCUACCUGAUAGCUCUGGUGUUUGAGGGCCUCCCCUUACUCUACCUGGAGUUGGCAAUUGGACAAAGGAUUCGCAAGGGCAGCAUUGGUGUCUGGAACUCCAUUUCUCCAUGGCUGGGUGGAGUUGGAAUUGCCUCCAUGUUGGUGUCAUUUCUGGUGUCUAUUUUCUACAACACCAUCCUGGCAUGGGUGCUCUGGUAUUUCUUUCACUCUUUCCAAAACCCCCUGCCAUGGAGCCAGUGUCCGCUCAAUGACAACCAUACAGGUUAUAAUGUGGAGUGUGAGAGGAGCAGUCCAGUAAAUUAUUUCUGGUACCGUGAGACCUUAAACAUCACACCUGAUAUUGAGACCAGUGGCUCCCUGCAGUGGUGGAUGGUCAUAUGUUUGGCCAGUGCCUGGUGUAUCGUCUACAUCUGCUUCAUCAGAGGGAUUAAGUCAAUGGGAAAGGCUGUGUACGUGACAGCCACUUUCCCGUACCUGGUGCUCACCAUUUUCCUGAUCCGUGGCCUCACUCUGCCUGGAGCCACUGAUGGACUAAUCUACCUCUUCACUCCUAACUGGGACACUCUCAAAAAUCCACGUGUGUGGCUAGACGCUGCAACCCAGAUCUUCUUCUCUCUCUCUGUGGCCUUCGGGGGUCUCAUAGCUUUCUCCAGUUACAAUGAAGAAAGAAACAACUGCGAGAGGGAUGCUCUCUUAGUGGGAAUAAUAAACAGUGCCACAUCUCUCUAUGCCUCCAUUCCUAUCUUCUCCAUCCUGGGAUUUAAAGCUACAACUGCCUACAACUCCUGCCUUCAGGAUAACAUCUUGACUCUGACCAACCACUUUGAGAUUUCAGACCAGAACAUAACACUUGAGAACUAUGAUCACUGGUUCCAGUAUCUAACUAAUACAGCCGCAGAUGAGGUUGCUAAGUUGCCCUUGUAUACAUGUGAACUGCAAACAUUCCUUGACCAGACCGCAUCAGGUACGGGUCUGGCUUUCAUUGCGUUCACUGAAGCAGUGAUAGAAAUGCCAGGCUCACAGGUAUGGGCUGUGCUAUUCUUCGUCAUGCUCUUCAGCUUGGGCCUCUCCUCCAUGUUUGGGAACAUGGAAGGAGUUCUGACACCCAUCCAUGACCUCAAACUAUUGCCGAAGUGGAUCCCUAAUGAAGUUGUAACAGCAAUCGUCUGCCUGAUAUCCUUCUUGACAUCCCUCAUCUUCUCACUGGGCUCAGGGAACUACUGGGUGGAGGUCUUUAACAACUACGUGGGCUCUGUGCCUCUGCUCGUCAUUGCAUUCUUUGAGUUUAUUGCGGUCAUUUAUGUCCAUGGAAUGAAAAAUUUCAGUGAAGAUAUCUAUUUCAUGACCGGGUCAAGGCCCAGCAUCUUCUGGAAGGCAUGCUGGAUGGGUAUCAGUCCACUGUUGCUCCUCUGUGUGUUAGUUGCCUACGUGAUUGUCCAAGCACAGAGUUAUCCAGUCUAUCCUGCAUGGAACGCAACUAGGGAACCCUUCCCUGGCAAUGAAACAGUGCCUUACCCUGACUGGGUAUACGCCAUCAUCAUCCUUCUCUGUGUCGUACCUGUGAUUCCCAUCCCUCUGGUGGCGCUCUUCAGACUGAUCUUUUGUAAAACAAAGAAGUCUUCCACUCCCAUUGACCCAAACCCCUACACCAACGAUGCCUUUGAGAUUGAAACACAGGAACCCAAGAACCAGGAGCACAGACAAUCCUGAAGUGUUCCUGAGUCGGUGGGACUUCCAUUCAUUCACAGAAGAGCUGAUGGAUAAUCUUUGUUGUGGAACUGUAAUAUUCUCCAAUUCUAUUCGAUACAUAGUUUUUAUUAUGUGUCAUUUGUACAACAGUGAAAUUAUAUUCUUGUAAAGUCUUGUUUUGUGGAUAUGAUGUAAAAAAAGAUUUAACAAAAACAAUACUGACAAAGCAGUCAUUUAUUAUACAUUCACAGAAAGUUUUAUUUGAAUCACUCAGAGUUAUUUUAGCAGUCACACAACAUCAAUGCAUUAGGUGCUAAGGUUCCUGUCGUUCAUCCGGAGAUCUUUUUAGAACUCAAAAAGGGUCACAUGUUCCUUGUGGAAAAAAACAAGAAGUGUAAAUCUAAGUCCAGAGAGACAAACAGCCAUAGGGAUGUUACAGUGUCUUGGACAGUAGCAGGGUGAUUGUCAGCUAGCCAUCUUUAUUGAUCUGGUCCAUGUUGUUUAAUUUUUGUUUUAUUGGGUGUUUUAAUGGCUCAGGUUUAUAACCUAAGUGGUUCAUAUCAGUUGACUAAAACCAGAUUUCCUGUCACGGCAUGACAGAAAAAAAUGGCAAACUGACAGGCUAGAUAAAUCCACGACCAAUCUCAAAGCGUUGCUUCUUCCACUCCUUCAAAACCUAAAGUUGAGUCAAGAGUGAAAAGGUUUAAUUUUGAAUGUGCGUACAUUUCAAUAAGUUUGAGAUACAUAGACCAAAUUUGCAACAUAAGCAAAGAUGGACAGUACAGUUUAUGCAUUGUGUGGUCGUGUUUAACAAUGUAGUUUGAGCAAGUUGGAGGUCUACACCUGGAUGGCCAAGAAAUCAACUGGGAUCCUGGGAUUAGUUGCUUGUCGCACCCUGGCCAGCCUCAGGUCCCCCAAACGCCACUCUAGACUGCGCUUCCCUGUCGAAAGGAUGAAGAAAUGUUUUUCUUCUUUACCAACUUUAAAAUAUUCAACUUUUUGACGCCUGUUAAAUAAUAAAAAGUUAGCAAUAAAUUCACUGUACAAACUGUACUGUACUUUGUACAUACUUCUGUGAAGGUGUGGGAGAAGACUCCUGUAAAGUGGACGGUGUUGUGACAGCACCAACGAGAAGGAAAGACAGAACAGCAGCUCUACUGCUUCAUACUGCAAAAUACCAGUCUGAGCUUUGCUGCCUAAACUCAGUCCUGAAUCAAGAGAGAGAUUAAGAAGUGAUACAAAAUAAUUUAUGAAAUACAUAUUUUUUGAGAAAAAAAAAAAAUUUAUAAAGGGAAAAUGAUGCCUUUGUUGCUGAUCCUGAUGAGCUGAUUUGCGUACUCUGCCAUGUCCCAUAUCAUCUGCAGGAAGUACGCGGGGUUCUUAGCAACCGUCUGACCAAAGGGCAAACUCUGAGCACACACAUGGUACCUAUAAAGAAUUUGUUUGUUGUGGGUAAUGGAAACUAGCUAUUCACAGUGCUUGUAUGAUGUAUUAAAAUCUAGGUGAUAAAAAAUAACACUGUAUUAAAAGACAACAUUGUAGAGUCAAAA
Notolabrus celidotus (New Zealand spotty) is the source of this 3540-nucleotide messenger RNA. It is a transcript of the gene slc6a18, whose product is annotated as solute carrier family 6 member 18. The transcript is spliced from 12 exons. Lineage: Eukaryota; Metazoa; Chordata; Actinopteri; Labriformes; Labridae. The coding region runs from base 143 to 2011 and encodes 622 amino acids. Gene Ontology annotation, cellular component: plasma membrane. Gene Ontology annotation, biological process: sodium ion transmembrane transport. The record is from RefSeq and is a predicted model, not a curated record.